GGGUUUUUGGUGCAAGACGAUUUCUUCCUGUGUUUUUCCGCCUGGCACAGGAAGAAAAACGGUGCAAAAACGGUGAAAAUCGGAGCCUGCCGCUCCGGGGCUGUAGCUGGUCUGCAGCGGAACUCGAAUCCCGCGACGAACGGUGCGGUGGAGCAGCGUGAAACCACCUCGGCCACUUCGCCAAUUUUACGCCGCGAGGGGUGUGAACAAAAAUUACAAAGAUAGAUACCGUGUGGGGUUGGGCCUCUGCCCCGCUGCGUCUUGCGGCCAACAGGAUGGGCGACGUGCUGAUAUCGGAUCGUCCACCGUCACCGGCGAGUAGACUGUCACACACCUCGGAGAAGCAUCCGCGAGUAACGCUGCAGGAGCUGAAUGUCCUGCGGCGCCACCGGGAGCUGUGCGAUGUCGUGAUCAACGUGAGCGGACGUAAAAUCUUCGCCCACCGUGUCAUCCUGUCCGCCUGCAGUCCCUACUUUCGGGCCAUGUUCACAGGCGAGCUGGAGGAGUCACGUCAGACAGAGGUUACGAUUCGGGACAUCGAUGAAAACGCAAUGGAGCUGCUGAUCGAUUUUUGCUACACCUCGCACAUCGUCGUCGAGGAAUCGAACGUCCAGACGUUGCUACCGGCGGCCUGUCUGCUUCAGCUGGCCGAAAUACAGGAUAUAUGUUGCGAGUUCCUGAAACGACAGCUCGAUCCCACCAACUGCCUCGGUAUAAGGGCGUUCGCCGAUACACACUCGUGCCGGGAGCUGCUCCGUAUUGCCGAUAAGUUCACGCAGCACAACUUCCAGGAGGUGAUGGAAAGCGAAGAGUUCCUGCUGCUGCCGGUCGGCCAGCUGGUGGACAUUAUCUGCAGCGACGAGCUGAACGUGCGCUCGGAGGAACAGGUUUUCAAUGCGGUCAUGGCGUGGCUCAAGUACAAUGUGGCCGAAAGGCGUCAACAUUUGGCACAGGUACUGCAGCACGUGCGAAUGCCUCUGCUGAGCCCCAAGUUCCUCGUGGGUACGGUUGGAUCCGAUUUGUUGGUGCGCUCCGACGAAGCCUGCCGUGAUCUGGUGGAUGAGGCCAAGAACUAUUUGCUGCUGCCACAGGAACGACCGCUCAUGCAGGGACCGCGCACACGACCCAGGAAACCGACACGUCGCGGUGAGGUACUGUUUGCGGUUGGUGGAUGGUGUUCGGGCGAUGCCAUUGCCUCGGUUGAGCGGUUCGAUCCGGAAACGGCAGACUGGAAGAUGGUGGCACCGAUGAGCAAACGACGUUGUGGCGUCGGUGUGGCCGUUCUGAACGAUCUACUGUACGCCGUUGGAGGGCACGAUGGGCAGAGCUAUCUGAAUAGCAUCGAACGGUACGAUCCACAAACGAACCAGUGGUCCUGCGAUGUAGCACCAACGACCAGCUGCCGCACUAGUGUCGGAGUGGCUGUACUGGAGGGUUUCCUGUACGCUGUCGGUGGCCAGGAUGGAGUGCAGUGUUUGAAUCACGUCGAACGAUAUGAUCCAAAGGAAAACAAAUGGUCCAAGGUGGCCCCCAUGACGACACGAAGGCUCGGUGUAGCCGUGGCAGUUCUCGGUGGUUAUCUGUACGCAAUCGGAGGCUCCGAUGGCCAGUGUCCCCUCAACACGGUCGAACGGUACGAUCCAAGGCAGAACAAAUGGUGCGCCGUCAGUCCGAUGUCGACCCGUAGGAAACAUCUUGGCUGCGCCGUAUUCAACAACUUCAUCUACGCCGUCGGAGGACGGGACGAUUGUAUGGAGCUUUCAUCGGCCGAGCGAUACAAUCCGCACACCAACUCCUGGAGCCCGAUCGUCGCCAUGACGUCCAGAAGAAGUGGAGUUGGACUAGCGGUCGUUAAUGGGCAGCUGUAUGCGGUGGGAGGUUUCGAUGGUACGGCCUACCUGAAGACGAUCGAAGUGUACGAUCCGGAGACGAACCAGUGGCGGCUGUGCGGUUGCAUGAACUAUCGGCGUCUAGGUGGUGGAGUUGGCGUAAUGCGGGCACCACAAACCGAGAACUACAUGUGGAUUCGCAAAGAUUCCGUUGUUUAACAUUCACACAAACACACUCUCGACUAGUUUCCGUUUGCUCGCCCUCGGUACACUGUGCCAAAUGCUGAGUGGCGACGCAAAUGAGGUACGGUAGCUGUCGUAGAGUGCACAUACUCUCUCGUUGACUUUACACGUUUAGGAGAAGCGUUUUUGGGUUGAAAUCGGACACCAAAAGCGUAUGAUUGCGCCCACAGACACAAAAAAGACACAACGUAUGCUGCCACUCGCGUCUUCUCACUGUGUGUGGUAUUUUGUAGAACGUGGUGCAUCCCAUACUCACAAACGAGAGAAAGAUGAGGUUGAUUAGGCAGAAUGGAACCCCAAGGGAAGGAAUCGAUUGAGAUAAGAAAGCUGCGUGGGGCUUUCAAUCCUUUACAAGUUUUAUGAAUUUGAACCCGUGAAUAGUAUCAGUAUCGCGAAGAGAUAGAUCGAGAACCAGAGCGAGAGCCAGAGAAAAAGAGCGGCAAAAGGUGAAGCUGUUUUGGAAGAAUUUUAAACCCCUCUAGCUAGUGCAACUGUAUUGUUUCAGUUGCUUUUUAAAGUUCAUAAUGCACGCAAAUAGAAGGUAUAAGGUGCUCCAGUUUAAGCACUCCUUGGCAGGCACGUUGGUCAGCAGUAGCAAACUAUGCCUGGGUUUGUGUCAGUGUUUCACACUUCCAGCCUAUGCCAAGAAUCUCUUUGUUACAACAAAUAUUUUUUCAAAUUUUCCUGUAUUCCUGCAUGUGAGUGCCACAAGUUACAACCCGCUUCAUCCAACCCCCCGGAUGUGAUCUCAUCUCGAAUGCCUCAUUAAUGCUUACAUGUUAAAGUUGUGGAAUGUGUUUCUCCCUUCGGACAUGUACGGUGCAUGUAUGUCCACUGCUUUCUUUUUCUCCUCUUUUCUUCCUCUUCCUCUCACUCUGUAUCUUGAUCUUUCGCUUUCUCUCUCACUCUCUUUUACUCUCUUUAUCUGUCGGUUUCAGUCUUUAUCCCUGUGUUGGUAUAAAUUGACGCCCUUGUUCGAGAUUCGAUCGAUCCGAAGGAGCAGAAGCUGCUGACAAACGAGCAGGUGUACGAAUGUGAGCUGAGCCAGCAAUCUUGUCCACCAUGCUCGCUCAAGUCCACGCUUUUACGAACGACAUAUAGAACUCAGGACAGGGACGCUCUGACAGAUAGGGAUGAUCAACUCGCAGGAUCUUAAAUUGAUUGAUCAUUUCUUGUAGAUACUACUAGAUUAGUGUUAAGCAUGUGGUUAAGGUUCAUCUCUUGCUAAACUAAAAUGAUAAAGCGAAUACUGAAAGUCAUGGAGCUAGAGACGACUCGGCACGACACGACACGGAACAGCAGUAAAAGUUGUGUGAGAAAAUGCUCCCGCAAAAUGGAAACACAAAUUGAGUUUCAUAGAUAACAUUGUGGUAACACCCUUCCAAAGCGUGUGUGUGGGGUCUCUGUACACGAGACAGAUUGAGUCCGCCCGUUCUCGGAAUAGAUUAACGUUAUGAUGGCUGAAGAUAAGUGUGCGAACAGUAAUCGUAAAGUAGUAUUAUCAUUAUGCGUAGAUAAUGUUUGGUUUCGCUCCUCUCGCGCAGCCCCACCUCUUACCUAUCACGCAAACUGCACUUAGCUCGCUAGGGUGCGAGGAUUUUUUUAUGGUUCUUGUGAGGACGCAAGGCUGUUGUUUUUGGGCCAGAUACGUGACGUGAAGAUGACGACGACGACGACGACGACGACGAUGGCGUGCAUAUAAAUCGUUAACCAUAAUCGAUAACAACCGUUGCUCGGUGUGGAGUUUGGCGGAGACAAAUGAAAAAAACCUAAGGAUUAUGAAAUUAAUUUAGAGUAGUUUUCAACUGUUGCCGGUUUCCCAGUUGCAAACACCAUCUUAACUCAUCCCGCUAAGAAAGUGCAUCUUAUCCUGUGGCUUAUAUCUUCACUUGCUCCCGCUUUCUCUCUAUCGAUCAGAUAUAUGGAGUAGCUGUACCGUAGGAUGUUAGGGUUCGCAUUAUGCGUUAUUCAUUGCUUGUUUCAUUUCUUUUCGUUUUCGAUUUUGCUUGCCUUUCAUACCAACACGUUGUUUUUUCUCAUUUUACCAUUAAACUAAUUUAUUGCAUUGAUGGUGUAGAGUGGAGCAGAACGUAGCAAAAAAAAAAUGAGCAGAAGAGAAGAGAAAUCACUAAAAUAGUGAAACGCGGAUUAGCGUAAAAAAGUGAUUAUGAAACUGUUAUGAUUAAUUGAAAAGAGCCCUUCCUGUGUAAUGACGACAUGACACACGACGAUAGAGGAUGAUUGUGAUGCGAAGAUUAAAAUGUGAACCGUGUACCGUUUUCGACGAAAAGAAGCAGGAGGCAGAUACUGGAAUAUACGAACCCCCAGAAUUGAUGUCGGCAAUCGAUAAAAUGGAGUUCAGGUCUAUUUGUUU
Molecule: messenger RNA, 4446 nt
Organism: Anopheles darlingi
Lineage: Eukaryota; Metazoa; Arthropoda; Insecta; Diptera; Culicidae
Gene: dbo
Product: kelch-like protein diablo
Exons: 5
Coding region: 276-2048 (590 amino acids)
Molecular function (GO): protein binding
Source: RefSeq, a predicted model, not a curated record